Clonostachys solani is the source of this 1521-nucleotide messenger RNA. The record is from the annotation of a GenBank genome assembly. NCBI's taxonomy places the organism in Eukaryota, Fungi, Ascomycota, Sordariomycetes, Hypocreales, Bionectriaceae.
AUGCUUCCAAUCCAAUCCAUCCUCAACCAUGGCACGACUCGCACAAGAUCCCCAUUCUCGCAACAAUCGGGCUCGGAGAUAUCAUCACCAUCAUCGGACUUGAACGACUCAAUGAUUCCUGAACUAAACCAGCAUCCUGUCCCCAGAAAAAAGAAGUCCCGGGACUCCAGCGACUUGACAUACACCAGGCCCCAAGGUGUUAUCAAGUACCCUCCCUUUGAAUCCCUUGACAGAGAGGCCUACAACCAGAUCCAAAGAUUUGCGAUCUAUCCGUUUGGCGAGAUUGGCCUGUACUGUGCCCACAUCCCCUACAGCAGCGACAAAAAGGACGUUUUCGAGAAGACAGGACGGGAGAGCUUCCAUGUUUUUGUUUACAGGUUCAACGAUCCGAGUGACAGCCGGGCGUACGAUGUGAUGUGGGACUACGUUGGUGGUUUCGUCCGCAUCAGCCCUUUCUUCAAAGUCUGCAGACACAAGAAGACCGGACCGGCCAAGAUGUUGGACUUAAACCCAGGACUGCGGGACGUGACGUUUCACAUGACGGGCGGGAACCGUGUGGCCCAAGGUUAUUGGGUUCCCUAUCAAUGCGCAAGAGCAGUCUGCGUAACAUUCUGCUACCCGAUAGCAGGCGCGUUGAUCCCCAUCUUUGGACCGACGUUCCCCGACGAGUGCGUUCGACCCGACUCCGCCUUCUUCAAUCGCAUGGUCAUUGAUGAGCAUCUGAUCCGCGAGGCCAGCCAUGAGAUUACCGCCUACCGCCAUUCCAGUCUCACCCUUACGAAGAGACCGCCGGCUCUGACUAGCUAUCCGCGUCAGGGGUAUCAACCCAUUAAACACUCUCGACAGAGAUCAGAGCACGAUCUGGUCAUCAACCCGUUUCUGGGAGCUGACUCUCGUAAACACCGUACGAGCGAAUCUAUUCAGCAUAGUCGAUCAGCCAGUGGCAGUAUGCCAUGGCCUGAUCAAUUUGGCACCGGGUUUGGUCCACCCCUGACUGACGAGAACCAUCUGCCUUCCAUCGGUUCCGAGACGGAGCAAGAUCUUCCAACCCAACCCAAUACGUUAUUUACACCCAUCCGACAACCCCAGACAGACCAAACUUCCACUUUGCCAACAACGCAGAAACGAGGCCGGACAGAAGACGAGCCUCGAUAUUGGCUUCGCCAACCUGAAAGUCAGGAGAGGCCUAAGCGAACCCGGCUUGAAACAGAGGAAGAUGUCCAAAGCAGAGUGCCCACAGCGCCUCGCAGCAAUGUCCAAAACGCAGUUCCGGUACUGCCAAGCCAUACACCUCUGGGAUCUUCUCUCGAGUCACGGCCUUGUGAUCAGACCCAGUUUGAUCCUCGGCUCACUCAGACUCAGUUCGAUCCUAGAUAUGCCAUCACUCUCGCGGACGGGAGGAAUUAUGCCUUUGGAGAGAUAGAGGCAGCAGUAGUUCUCAUGAACAUUGGCAAUUUGUGCAGAAACCAGGCCACGAGUUCAAACUCGACAGAGCCUCGUCCAAGAUACGGCUCCAGUUGA